GGUUGUCCUAUUUUAGGAAAUAUUUGUAAAAUUUUCCCUUAUUUAUGGCUUUGGGCGGGGAUCAGUUAAGAGAACGGGUCAAGGCUGGAAGCCACCGAGAAAGAGAGAUUUGAAAUAUGGGGAGGGAGGUAUCUGAGAGCUGUGUAGAGAGUUUGCUGACGGAGAUUGUUUCUUCCUACUGCAAUGGUUUCUAUGCCGAUAAACCCGAGCUCGCCGCCCGACGGAUCGAAGCCAUUGGAUUUCAAGUAGGUCACCAACUUUCUGAAAGAUACACGAUGGAACGACCUCGGUUCAGUGACCAUUUGGAAGCUAUCAAGUUCAUCUGCAAGGACUUCUGGUCUGAGCUCUUUAAGAAACAAAUAGACAACCUAAAGACAAACCAUAGGGGUACCUUUGUGUUGCAAGACAAUAGGUUUCGUUGGCUGUCUCAGAUGCCUAUGGAUCCAUCACUUGAAACCUCUGGAUCUAUUCAAGAUCCAUCUGCCAUGGCUGAUAAGAAAACUGCACAAGCAAUAGGAAUGCACCUUUAUUUUCCUUGUGGAAUCAUCAGGGGAGCACUUUCAAACCUUGGAAUUCCAUGUGCAGUAUCUGCAGAUAUAUCUAACCUGCCUGCGUGCUCAUUUGUGGUUCGUAUAAAGGCUUGAUGAGCUCUGGUGAUAAUUAAGCGGUGGUUGGGCUUCGGAUUGCCAUCACUUUUUUCAUCAUAUAUAUUUCUGUUUUCUAUCCUUAAUUCUGGUCAACUACAGCUCUCCAAUUGAACUAUUGUAUUAGCCGUCAAUCUAUCUAUGAUUACGCGCGCACCAUCUUCAGGGAUUGUUAUAAUUGCUUUGGGUUUUGUAAUUCAUUUUGUUCUGGCUGGUACUGCUUCAUGACCAAAUUUUCCAAAGAAUGUGAAUGUCCAAAAUGCAGCAUGCAGGUAACCGGUUGAAUACGUAGUCUGUAUUUGAAGAAGGGCCAAAUUGGAAACUAAAAUUAUGUAGGAGACUCCUAUUCCGAAAACCCAACAAUCACCCCCCCCCCCCCCCCCCCCCCCCCCCCCUCCUUCAGUUCUUUUAUUUGUUGCUUGCCUAUUUCAUUUGUUCUUUUGAUGUGUUAUUUGCAUUAAAGGUGCAAAGUCAGAGGUAUGAAUGUCCUGUAGGUUUGGGCUCUCUUGCUUUCUUACCUUUCCUUUUGAUUGAUUUCGUUUCAUUUCUUGUGGAUUCUUUUUUGUACAGGAGAGAGGAAUUAUGGAUGUAUAUGUGGUAUUCAAUUAUACAAGAUUCUCACAUGUGCGAUGCACAGAAUAAAAUGUAGUAAAAAUAUGAGUAUUUGUAUACAUUAAUAGUUACAUCAAAGUAUUGUUACAAAUAUAUUUGUAUAUAAUUUACACAUUUUAUACUUUUUUGAAAAUAUUUUGAAUAACGAACAUUUUAAUAU
This is a messenger RNA of Cuscuta europaea, 1416 nucleotides long. The record is from the annotation of a GenBank genome assembly. NCBI's taxonomy places the organism in Eukaryota, Viridiplantae, Streptophyta, Magnoliopsida, Solanales, Convolvulaceae.